This is a messenger RNA of Camellia sinensis, 2079 nucleotides long. The record is from RefSeq and is a predicted model, not a curated record. NCBI's taxonomy places the organism in Eukaryota, Viridiplantae, Streptophyta, Magnoliopsida, Ericales, Theaceae.
CCAAGUCAUAUGAUAUUUAACUUCAACGAGGGGGCCAUUGUUUGGGCCCAAAACAAGCAUAAAGUACAGCCCAAUAUAAGAGCUUUUAAAUAUACUGGCCCCAUCAUAAGCUAUAAAAGACCCACCCUUUCAACUUCAAACCACUUCAUUUCCCUCUGAUUCGAACUCCCCAGACUGUACUCCUUCUUCUCAACCAUUGCCGUUCAAAACCAGAGCACCACAAAACCCUAAGCCAUGGCACCGAAAAAAUCUCAACCAUCUCCAUCUGAGGAGAACAAUGAAGACCUACUCCGCUUCCCGGACCCUAUCAGAGCACUUAUCGCUCCUCUAAAAUUUGCUGCAACCCUAUUGCCCAGCCCAAGCUCUGUCGCUAAGGCUACUCUAGGCCCUACCUUCGCGUCUUACUUCCCAGACGAGCUAGCUCCAUACUAUCCCCUUGGUAAUGGUGAGAACCUUCUUCUCAACCAAGCUGGACUCAAGUGGACUAACUGGAAUGUCAGCAAAAACCCACUCAGAGGGUGGAGGUCACCAGACUCUGAUUGGCGAAGCUGGGCCAGGAGAAUUGAAGGUCACGACGCUGAAGUAUGGAAGCACCAGGGCAUUGGUGAAGCAAUUAGACUGUCGACUAAAAUUUAUGACGUGGACAAAGGGCUGAUUGCUGCUGCUGCUGCUGCUGCUGCAUGCUUUUGGUUGCAGUCUAGUAACUCCCUACUCUUCAAUUUUGGUAUGAUUUCCCCUACCAUCUUAGAUGUAGCUCACUUGACUGGUCUCCCAAUUUUGGGCAAUCCAAUUCAUGCUCUCCUUGAGCCUCCAAAAGUGACAUUUACUUUAAACACUAACAUAUGCUAUACAGAUUUUGCCAAAAAUUACCAAGGCAAGCCUGGUUCCCCUGUUGAUGACAAAGAAAGAACUGCUUUUUACUUACUUUGGCUUUGUGAGUUUCUUUUUUGUGUCCCUGGGUACAAGAUCACGAAAGAAUACCUCCCCCUUGCCUUGUGUAUGCAAGAUGGCCAACUUAUGGCUUUAGCCCCUUAUCUUCUUGCCACGCUUUACAAGGCCCUCUUUUCCUUUGUCGACAAGAAGAUUUCUGGCAACUGUGGUGGCCCCUUCUGGCUCUUCCAGGCCUGGUUAUAUGCCUAUUUUCCUGAGGCACGACCCCCACCACCUAACACCUUGAAACCUGUUUGCUACUCCUAUGCUGAGCAACUGCUCACUUAUAACAGCCAAUCCAUCCUCACUUUCAGAAAUCAUCUUACCAUGUUUUACAACCUUCCUUCACAGAGACCUUCCAACCUGUACAUGCCAUUUCAAAAUUUUGAAUUCUCCUCCAGUAGACUUCGCUUCCUCUUCACAGACCCUUCUAAUUUACACAAUGAGCAAGUCCAAGAACAAAAUGAGAGUUGGAGACACAUUCUCACCUCUAGACAUGUCUUGGUUGGCUGUUCCAUAUCCUCCGCCAAGCUAUCCAGCUGCAGUUUUGAGACAUACUGUCUCAAUCAAUGAUCCAGGCAAUUUGGUCUUUCCCAGGCUAUCCCUUAUCCUUAUUUCCACCCAACCAUCCAUGAAAAGAUUGGGUCCAUAAUCCACUUCAAAGAUCCUACACAAGCUGAAUCCAUUCUGAUAGAGAACACCAACUUUUCCAAGAUUUUGGCCCCUUUUUCUUCAAACCUGCUUCGGACUGCUCGGCUGCUUUUGACCAUUGGUGGGGACUUAUGUCUGCCAUUAUUUUCUGCAAGCCACUUGAAAGCUGCCUUAACGAUACUUGUAUUCAUAUUCAGGGCCGCAUAUCCUCGCCUUCCAAGCUUAAGGCUACAGCCAAAAUUGGGCCUGCUGCUGAACCAUUGGUUAGGGACCAACGUAAAGGCAAGGAUCCAAUGGAUGCAACUACUCAGACAAACACCUCCUCAGUUUCGAAAUUAAUGGCAGACUCUUUCGCAGCCGCGCAGACACAAGCACCGAGAGGAACUACCACCUGUACCCCUGCCGAGACAGAGGUCAUGGCGAAGAAUAGAGAAGAGCCUUCCACUGCUCCUGCUCUAAGCACAGACCUAAGUGAGUGGGAUAUCCCUCUCAGCCAAA